CCAGCGCUCCUGAACGUCAUCACUGCCCGACGGACAUAAGAACAGAGGGUUCUCGUAGCAACCUUUCACCACCUUUGGCUCCCGUUUUUCGCUAAGAUGAGCACCUGCCCUUCCUCCUUUCCUUCUGACCCUGAGCUGCGAGUCCGGCGCACGUUGAAGAAGGUCUUUGGGUUUGAUUCUUUUAAGACACCUUUACAGGAGAGUGCGACCAUGGCUGUAGUGAAAGGUGACAAGGAUGUCUUUGUGUGCAUGCCCACAGGGGCAGGAAAAUCCCUCUGCUAUCAGCUCCCUGCCCUGUUGGCCAAAGGCAUCACCAUUGUAGUUUCUCCUCUCAUUGCUUUGAUUCAGGACCAAGUGGAUCACUUGCUGGCCCUGAAGGUACAAGUGAGUUCCCUAAACUCAAAGCUCUCAGCGCAGGAGAGGAAGGAGCUGCUCUCUGACCUGGAGCAAGAAAAGCCCCGGACCAAACUUCUGUACAUCACCCCAGAGAUGGCAGCAUCAGCCUCCUUCCAGCCUGUCCUGAAAUCCCUGGUGUCCCGCCACCUGCUCUCUUACUUGGUGGUGGAUGAAGCUCAUUGUAUUUCCCAGUGGGGGCACGACUUCCGUCCUGACUACUUGCGUCUGGGUGCCCUGCGCUCCCGCCUGGCACAUGCCCCAUGUGUGGCUCUGACUGCCACUGCCACCCUGCAGGUCCAAGAAGAUGUGUUUGUUGCCCUGCACCUGAAGCAACCAGUUGCCACCUUCAAGACUCCCUGCUUCCGGCCCAACCUCUUCUAUGAUGUGCAGUUCAAAGAGCUUAUUUCUGAUCUCUUUGGGAACCUGAGGGACUUCUGCUUUAAGGCUCUUGGGCAGAAGGCUGAUAAAGGGUUGUCUGGCUGCGGCAUUAUCUAUUGCAGGACUAGAGAGGCUUGUGAACAGCUGGCGAUAGAGCUCACUUGCAGGGGUGUGAACGCCAAGGCUUACCAUGCAGGGCUGAAGUCUUCUGAAAGAACGCUGGUGCAGAAUGAGUGGAUGGAGGAGAAGGUCCCUGUGAUUGUUGCAACCAUUAGUUUUGGGAUGGGAGUGGAUAAAGCCAAUGUCAGGUUUGUUGCCCACUGGAAUAUUGCCAAGAGUAUGGCUGGGUACUACCAGGAGUCUGGCCGGGCCGGCAGGGAUGGGAAGCCUUCGUGGUGCCGUCUCUAUUACUCUAGGAAUGACCGGGACCAAGUCAGCUUCCUGAUCAGGAAGGAAAUAGCAAAACUUCAGGAAAAGAGAGGGAACAAAGCAUCUGAUAAAGCCGCUCUCUUGGCCUUCGAUGCCCUGGUGACCUUCUGUGAAGAAUUGGGGUGUCGCCAUGCUGCCAUUGCCAAGUACUUCGGGGAUGCGCUGCCCACCUGCAUCAAAGGCUGUGACCACUGCCAGAACCCCGCGGCCGUGCGGAGGCAGCUAGGUGCCUUGGAGCACAGCGGCAGCAGCUGGAGCAAGACCUGCAUCAGGCCUUCCCAGGAGAAUGGCUUCGACCCUGAGCUGUAUGAGGGAGGCCGCAGGGGCUAUGGGGGCUUUAGCAGGUAUGAUGAAGGUUCUGGAGGCAGCGGGGAUGACGGCAGAGAUGAGGCCCACAAGCGGGAGUGGAAUCUCUUCUAUCAGAAGCAGAUGAGCCUGCGCAAGGGCAAAGACCCCAAGGCAAAAGAAUUCAUACCCCCAGAUGAGGACUGUCCCCUGAAAGAGGCUUCUAGCAGGAAGAUCUCUGGGCUCACUGUGAAGGCCCGUGAGCACUGCCUGGGGCUUCUGGAGGAGGCUCUGAGUAGUAACCACCAGGCCACAGGUUCCACUGAUGGAGCUGACUUCCAGGUCAAGGCCGUGGAGCUGGAACAUGAGACGUUCCGAAAUGCCAAGGUGGCCAACCUGUACAAGGCCAGCGUGCUGAAGAAGGUGGCUGCGAUUCACAAAGCCUCCAAGGAUGGGCAGCUCUAUGAUGUGGGAGGUGGUGCCAGGAGCCGUGGUCCCCUGGCCAAGCCCCCAGAGCCUGACGAGUACGACAUCCCACCAGCUUCCCAGGUGUACUCGCUCAAACCCAAGCGGGUGGGAGCUGGUUUCCCCAAAGGCUCCUGCCCAUUCCAGACAGCCACUGAGCUGCUGGAGAAGACCAAGGUGCAAGCCCCCCAGCCCAUGCAGGAAGGCAAGGAGGAGCCCCCCAACCAGCCCUGUGACCUGCAGGAGGAGGAUGGAAGUGAGCCCUUUCCUGGGCCCAGAGGAGAGGCCCCUGGUGGGGGGCCCUCCCCAGAGAAGGUGGUGAAAGGCUCUGCUGGGGGCAGCUCCAUGGCCAAGGCCAGGGCCAGCAAGAAACAGCAGCUCCUCGCCACAGCAGCCCACAGGGAUUCUCAGAACAUCACUCGCUUCUUCUGCCAAAAGUCGGAAAGCUCACUUCUGCUCACUUCAACCCCAAGGGCAGAAGGUGCCUGCCCCUCCUGUGAGGGGGUACAGAGACCCCCAAUGUCCCCAGAGAAGUGCACAGAGGAAGAAGAUGGAGCCCAGGGAUGUUUGACUGACCUUCCCCAGACUGAGCGGUGCCCCAGGGAGGGGCCCAGCGUCUGCCCACUCAGAGACCAGGGGCCCCCUGAAGACCAUCCUACCCCUGCAGAGGAGACACAGACGGGCAAGCGGCCCAGACCCCAGCAGGAGAUCCCAGAAAGCUGGGCUCAGAAGAGGCCUCGCCCCUCAGCCAAGCCCUCCGUCUUAGCUGAGGUCAAGGGCAGCGUCUCGGCCAACGAUCAGGGCACCUUGAACUCCACAGCCCAAGACCCCCGCCAGCUGUCGGCUCCUGGCAUCUCCUUGAAGGAGGCUGCGAACAUUGUGGUCAAGUGCCUGACCCCUUUCUACAAGGAGGGCAAGUUUGCAUCCAAGGAAUUAUUUAAAGGCUUUGCUCGCCACCUCUCACACCUGCUGACUCAGAAGACUUCUGGAAGGAGUGUGAAAGAAGAGGCCCAGAACCUCAUCAAGCAGUUUUUCCAUGGCCGGGCCCAGUGUGAGAGUGAAGCUGACUGGCAUGGCCUGUGUGGCCCACUGAGAUGACCAACUGCUGGCCGGGCAGGGCCAGCAUCCUCCCCCAGACUCUGCUGUGGGAAAGCCUGGGCCUUACCUGCUGAUACCAGGGUUAUCGUUUUUACAACCACACCCUGCUUUGUAAGUGGCCCCAGACAUGUCCCAAAUCAAGGUCAGAGGCCAGAGGUCAGCCCACUUUUCUUUCUGCUUGCAAAGCCUGUGGUCCUUUCUCAGAGGCUCCCUUCCUCUCCUGGCCCUGGUGGCUGGGUUUUCUGAGCCAGAUCCCCUGGUUAUAAGGUGGCAGGUGGUGUGGCUGCUGCCAGGGGAGGAGGAAGGAGGAGUAGCCCCUCCACCUCUUGUACUUAAGUUUUAAGCCAGGGCAGGGCCCAUCUGUCAAGGUAUUGGGGCCUACUCAGGGGAGCCCCUGCUGGCCUCAGGCUCAGCACUUGUGGGCAGAGGGCAGCAACCAGGCCUUGCACAGCUCCUAGUCAGGAAGACCAGGCCCGACUGAGAUGUUUACAAGAGGAAUAAAAGUCCUAU
Messenger RNA from Cynocephalus volans (Philippine flying lemur), 3561 nucleotides. RefSeq names its product RecQ like helicase 5 (gene RECQL5). Gene Ontology annotation, cellular component: chromosome; cytoplasm; nucleus. NCBI's taxonomy places the organism in Eukaryota, Metazoa, Chordata, Mammalia, Dermoptera, Cynocephalidae. The record is from RefSeq and is a predicted model, not a curated record. Gene Ontology annotation, molecular function: ATP binding; four-way junction helicase activity; nucleic acid binding. The transcript has 20 exons. Gene Ontology annotation, biological process: double-strand break repair via homologous recombination. The coding region runs from base 97 to 3051 and encodes 984 amino acids.